GGCGGCGGCGGCGGCCGCGGCGGCGGCGGUGGGCGGGGGCGCUGGCGACGGGGCUCGGGCCCGGGCGUCGCUGGUGGGCGAGGAGCCGUCGUUCGGCGAUGCCUUCAGCGGCUCGCUCGAGGACCUCGUGCACACGUUCGACGAGAAGCUGACGCGCUGCUUCUGCGACUACGAGCAGAGCGUGGAGGCGCUGGCGCCCGUGCAGGUGCGCUCGCAGGACGAGAUCAUGAGCGAGUGCCAGAUGUGGUGGACGAUCACGGGCAACUUCGGCAACAUCCUGCCCAUCGACUGGAGCAAGUCGUGCACGCGCAAGAUGCAGCUCUCAAGUCUGAAUCUCUCAGACCCCAAGGACGCCGGGCUGAGCCCGGGCGACGAGGAGCUGCCGGAGCUGUCGUCGGAGGACGAGGCGGCGGCCGCCGACCUGGACAUGCACGCUCUCAUUCUGUCGGGGCUGGGCGGCGGCGGCGCGGGCGGCGGCGGCGGGGCGGG
Messenger RNA from Gryllus bimaculatus (two-spotted cricket), 489 nucleotides. The record is from the annotation of a GenBank genome assembly. NCBI's taxonomy places the organism in Eukaryota, Metazoa, Arthropoda, Insecta, Orthoptera, Gryllidae.